Molecule: messenger RNA, 2829 nt
Organism: Alternaria atra
Lineage: Eukaryota; Fungi; Ascomycota; Dothideomycetes; Pleosporales; Pleosporaceae
Exons: 7
Coding region: 1-2829 (942 amino acids)
Biological process (GO): DNA-templated transcription
Molecular function (GO): zinc ion binding; DNA binding; catalytic activity
Source: RefSeq, a predicted model, not a curated record
AUGCGACGAGAGCUGGAAGAGUUGCGAUGGAAUAUGAGACAAGGGCAGAAUCCUGGCGAUCCAAACUACCCUCACUCGACGGCAUCACCAACCGUCGAUAUGCAGAAUUACACGCCGCUUGAGCAUGCUUCAGGCACAUAUUCGGAUCCCUCUGGAAGGACCGAUGCAUCAGAUUCCAUGUCUCCAGCUUUUGACUCGAGGCCACCAACACGAAAAGGUUCCGAUCAUCAUGGCACGGUGCCGCGCGUGAUAGACGGCUACUUGCUCGAUUCGAAACGGAUCGACGACUGCUUCACCAUUUUCUUCACACAAUACCAUCCGCUAUUUCCUAUCUUGGACCCUUCAAUAGGACCCAACGACUAUUACGACCAAUCGCCCUUCCUAUUUUGGACUAUCGUGGUCACGGGAUCGCGACGCUAUUCUGAACAUGAAGUUCUUGAGAGAACGAGUCAGCCCAUUACCCAACUCGCAUUCUCUUCGAUGGCUUUACGUACCUCACAAGUCCCCAUCAUUCAAGGUCUUCUAAUCCUUUGCACUUGGCGACUGCCAACCAACUCAAUGUACAAAGAUACCACACAUCUCAUGUGCGGUUCGGCAGUACAUCUAGCAACGCAGAUUGGUCUACACAUAGCCGGCGUAGGCCAGGAUUUUGCUAGAACCCCACUGGAGAAGGAUCAGUCGCUGAAGGUGCAACGCGCCAGACUUUGGCUGUGUUGCGUCAUCGUUUCCAUAAGAACGAGUUGCGUCGAAGGCAUACCACCUCUUGCUGAGUCGUUCUUCGAUGGUGAUGAGCAAGACCGAGAAGACAUGGUUCCAUACCUCCCGUCUGAUCUGCAGUUCCUGCACAAAGUCUACAUCAUCCUCAUGCGUGCUAUGGUGGCUAUGGGAAAAACCAAUCUUCAGUCCAUUCACUGCGAUGUUCGGGUACUACGGUCGUUGAUUGGUAUAUUCGACUCGCAACUCCUUAGCCUGGCUCCAUCUUCUCCAAGUGAACUCGAUGCCCUGCAACUUAGCUGCGCACGUAUACAUGUGAUGGCGUUCCAUUUCUUCGCUCACCCCACGAGCCCCGGGCCGGAUGCAGAGGGGCUUUCAAGAUUUUAUUCUCUAUGCAUCUCAGUCAUCCAAUCCGCGGCGACUAUGCAAACGACACAAAAGAUCCACUUACCUUCCGUCUCGCAGUCGUUCAUUGACCGAACUAUUACCCUGGCCGGGUUUACCAUUCUCAGACUUGUUCGGAGUCCGCUCGCUCAACAUUUGGAUGUACUUGCUGGCGAACGAGCCUUCUCACAAGCUUAUGAUUUCCUCAAGAAUGUCUCUAUACAGCCAGGGGAUAUCCACAUCCGAACUGCGCACAUUAUGAAGGACUUGUGGGGUAGCGACAAGGUGUUCCGGAAGAAGGACGGUCGUGUGGAAUCGCUAUAUUUGAGGCUGAGGACGCGAUUGAGCAUGAGUAUCAGCUAUGACAUGUUCUGGUAUUGGCGAGAGGAAUUCGGCAACAUGCAAAAUCCGUACGGCGACGAAGCGGCGCUUCUUUCUAAUGACAACGCUCAACAGAACGCACCUCAAUACCCGUCACAACAACAGCACCAACAACAACAACAGCACCAACAACAACAACAACAUCAACAUCAACAGCAUCAACAACCGUUGGAUCCCUCGAUGAGACAACAACUUCCAGUAACCAAAUUCGACCCCAGCUUGGUCAACCCCCAAAUGCAGCCGGAUCCGUCUGUAAUGAGCUUCGAUGCAUGGGAGGGUCCAGAUUACGGUGUACCACCAAUGCUCGAUCAAUUCCCGGAUUACGACUGGGCGGCAGGCUUUGAGUUUUCGAAUGCUGAUAUGCCCAAUUCCUCGUUGUCCAUUGAUAUUCUCAAGAGCAAAGAAGAGAAGGGAAACAUGGGAUCCAUCAAAGCACCCGAAAGAAGGAUGACAGCGGUCGAGAAACUGAGGAGCAUGUUGGCGGAUCCGGACAAGUUCCUUUCCUGUCCUGGUGUGUACGAUGGCUUUACCGCGAGGAUAGCCCUUCAAGAAGGCGUGGACUGUUUAUACAUGACUGGCGCAGGAACAACAAUGUCCCGUCUAGGCACCGCCGACAUGGGCAUAGCAACCUUGAACGACAUGCUCCAAAACGCCACAAUGCUGGCCUCCAUAUCCCCUAGCACGCCCCUAAUCGCCGACGCCGAUACAGGCUACGGCGGCCCCGUAAUGGUCGGCCGAACAGUAACAUCCUACAUCCGUGCCGGCGUCGCGGGUCUGCAUCUAGAAGACCAAAUCGUGAGCAAGCGCUGCGGUCACCUAAACGGCAAGCAACUCGUCGACAUGGACGAAUUCGAAGCCAGGAUCCGGGCUGCGAGGUUAGCGAGAGAAGAGUCUGGCGGCGAUAUUGUGAUUAUCGCCAGGACAGACGCGUUACAGGGUUUUGGGUAUGAUGAGGCUUUACGUCGUCUCCGUGCUGCUGUCGCUCAAGGCGCAGAUAUGGCGUUCCUUGAAGGUGUUACGACUGCUGAAGAUGCGAAGAGUAUAUGUGCUGAUUUGGCCCCUACCCCUUGUCUUUUCAACAGUGUUCCUGGUGGUGUAUCCCCGGAUUUCACUGUUGAUGAGUGCAAGCAGAUGGGCUACAAACUCGCCAUCUUCCCCUUGUUGGCAUGCGAGGUUGUAUAUCCAGCUGUCAGGAAGGCGAUCCAGCAGAUGAAGGCAGGGCAUGUCGAGAGUGUAGAGAAAGACGGAAAGAGACAUGGACCUAGGGAAUUGUUCCGAGUGUGUGGGUUGGACGAUUUGAUCGAGUUUGACGUCAAGGCUGGUGGGUUGAACUACAAAAAUGGGGCGUAA